This is a messenger RNA of Microplitis demolitor, 7491 nucleotides long. RefSeq lists its product as uncharacterized. The transcript has 15 exons. The coding region runs from base 266 to 6454 and encodes 2062 amino acids. The record is from RefSeq and is a predicted model, not a curated record. Gene Ontology annotation, biological process: positive regulation of protein targeting to membrane; positive regulation of D-glucose transmembrane transport; positive regulation of vesicle fusion. Gene Ontology annotation, cellular component: plasma membrane. Lineage: Eukaryota; Metazoa; Arthropoda; Insecta; Hymenoptera; Braconidae. Gene Ontology annotation, molecular function: calcium-dependent phospholipid binding; calcium ion binding.
CCGACAAGCACCCGAGCUAAACGCGAGCAAUACCUGCAAUAUUUUUAAUCAUAACAAUCAGCUGAUGUGUCGAAAAUUCGAAUUUAUUUUUUACCUAAAUAAUUAUUUACCCCCCCUGUUAUUUAAACUCACUUACCCAAUAAUUCUGCUCAUUAAAAAAGUGACUGAUUGUCAAAGUGAUUUUUUUUCGUAAGAUUCAUUUUUUCUAAACAUAUUUGAAUACUCGAGUAAGGUUACAAGACUAGUUGAAUGACAGUAUCAAAAAAUGCCGGGAAAAAUAAAAGUAAAGAUACUGGCAGGAAGAAACCUACCAGUUAUGGACAGAUCUGGCGACACCACAGAUGCUUACGUCGAAAUAAAGUUUGGUAAUACCACGUACAAAACUGAUGUCUGCAGAAAGUCAUUGAACCCUCAGUGGAACACCGAGUGGUACAGGUUUGAAGUUGAUGACGCGGAGUUGCAAGACGAGCCGCUGCAAAUAAAGCUCAUGGAUCAUGAUACUUAUUCAGCAAAUGACUCUAUUGGCCGAGUGUAUCUCAAUUUGAAUCCGCUGUUGCUACCAGGACACCCAUUGACAAUCAAAAACAUAUGGACACUAGAGGCUACUAUGAAUACUAGUGUCGGUGCUCAAGGAGGUUCUGUUAUGACUGGAUGGAUACCAGUCUAUGACACAAUGCACGGGAUCAGAGGGGAAGUCAAUAUCAUCGUAAAGGUUGAACUAUUUUCUGAUUUCAAUAAAUUCAAGCAGUCGUCCUGCGGAAUUCAGUUCUUCUAUUCGCCAAAUGUACCGCAUGGAUACCAUGCCCAAGUGAUUCAUGGGUUCGUCGAAGAGUUGGUGGUCACAGAUGACCCGGAGUAUAAAUGGAUUGAUAAAAUUCGUACUCCUAGAGCAUCCAAUGAGGCGAGACAGACUUUAUUUUUUAAACUCAGUGGUGAAGUUCAAAGAAAGAUAGGAUUAAAGGCCAUGGAUCUCGGUGGGAAUGCCGUAAUUGGGUAUGUACAGAAUUUUGAUCUAGAAGGAGAAUCUGGAAUCGUUGCUCGUGGAAUUGGAACUGCGGUGACGUUAAUAAAAGUUCAGGAUAUCACUCAGUCGUUAUUCGAAACUCCAACCAUCGAUGACCUCGCGUGUGUGCAACUUAAAAGUCAUGUAGAAUUUUCCGAGAGUGACGAUAAUUUGCCUUUACUUUCUUCCUCACCUAGUCGUAGCCCCAUAAAUCCUCCGAAUCCCCCAAACAUAAAACUCCAGAUGACUCAUGUAGGUAAUAAAUUUCCCAAGAGUGACCGCGAGCGUGAUAAAGUGUCAGCUUACUCACGGCCGACUGUUAAAGUAUCAGAAUUCACAGCAAGCGCGAUAAGAAUGCGGCAAAUGUCUUUGCAACAUAGUCCAGUACCGAGUGUACGUAAGACUAGUUCAGUUGCAUUAAGUCAAUCAUUGUCUGAUGACUUGAUAACAGAAUCAUCAAUAAAAAUGAUGCUGGCAUUGGAGGACAUGCGUGGCGAGAGCACGUCUGUAUUUUCUCGCGGGUUAAAGAAUUUAAAAUACCUGCCCAAGCGGGUGAUACAAAUGAAAAGCAAGCUCUCGGAUUCCCUUGAUGAUGAGAGUGAUCAAGACAGCACGUACUCCAGCACUUGGUCUAUCGUGGGGUCUGAUUCCGGGCGGUCUUCGAUCACCGAUUUCAGACAGUCGAUAAGACGUAAAAAAUUUACUCACAAAAAAAAUCUGUCUGAAGGCAGCAUGGCCGCUAUGUUGAUUCGGUCAGUCCACGCAGGAUUUCCUCUCGAUAGUGUCAGAGAAGACCACGAAACUCCUACUCCGUCACCAGUUAACUUGUUAACCAAAGACGUUGAUAGUCCUGCUGAAUCUCCGGAGGGUCUGGAUGAAGUUAAAUCUGCUGAAAAGUUAAAGCCAGAUGAAAAAGAACAAGAGACGGCUGUAAGUGAGUUCGAUAAAGUAAAGAAAAAAAAAUCUUUCAAAUAUAAGAAACGCAGACCGAUGUUGUCGUCGUCUGAAACAGAUACUUCGACGUCUGAAGACGAUGACCCUUCGGAGUCUAGUACUAAUUAUAAUAUUCUUGAUGACUCCCCUGUUACUGAAACUGUUGGGGUUAAAAAUAUUGAAGUUGAAUUGGAAAAUACUUUGAAGGGUACUGAAACUGAGAAAAUAUUUGAUUUUACUACAAAGGAGCAAGAGAAAGGAGACGGGAUUAUUGAUCAAGUUAAAGAUGAUAAAGAUAUUGUAAAGUUGAACAAAGAACGCGAAGAUUCGAUGCCAGAGGGAUUGAUACUCGAUUACGAUGGGCCUGGAGCUUUUACUCCUUUGACAGCAUCAGCGCCUUCGACUCCUGAACCAGAAUUUGUUGAUAGUAUUCCCAAGUAUACUAUUCUUACAAAAGAGCACACGCCGACCAUGUUGAAAACUUCGCCGAGUUUUAAAUUGAAGCUUUUGGGCAAGCAAAAACAUUUUGAUUCCACGGAAAGUGUGCAAAUUAUUUCAGCGGGUAAUAAAAGCGAGUCUAUUUUACCUGCUCCUGAGUCAUUUGCAUCAGUCGAACCUUACAUGGAAGCUUUACUGCAGCCUCUGAUUGAUCCAGAUUCGGACAGUGAAACUGACACUUCUCUGAUAAAAUCCAGAGAUAUCUCAGCUGUUGAAUCCAUUGAGAAAAAUAAUAAUGAAAUUCCUAACGCUGCUGAAAAGUCUGUCGUCAUCGAUAUGCCAAAUGAUAAUGAACUCAGCAGUCCAGUUACUGAUAAACUAAAACUUGAAGAAGAAAAAAUAAAUUCCCAACCUGAACUGGAAGUAAUCAAUAAUAAACUGGAACUUGAACCCAAACCUAAGCCUAAACUUGAAAUUAAAAUAAUAAAUCCUGAAGCAAAGUUUGAAGAAAUAAUAAUGAGUCCAUUACCUAGUCCUUUACCUUACAAAAAAUAUUUAGUUAACUCGAGAUCGUUAGACUCAAAGGAACCUUGCGAAAAAAAAGAAAAAGUAUCAAAGAAAGUAUCGAGAACAGAAACAGUAAUUUAUCGCGGACCACCGAAAGAAAAAGAAAAAUCACAUGUGGAACCUAAAACUCCAGUAGAUGAAAUAAUAAAAAAAUCUUCUAUAUCAUCGCUCGUGAUAAACCCACCGGUAAUAGUAUCAGCAUGCGACCCAAAUCAUCUCCAGGUACCGAUGUUUGAGACCAAAGACAUCAACGUCCGCAGUCCGUAUCCCCACGACCAGGUUUUUAAAUUCGAGACCCAAGUUCCCGAAGUAUUUAUGGCGCAAUUUAAUGAAAAAUUUUAUCAAAAGUUUCGUCAUCGCGCGAUGCUCGACUUGAUUAAAAUAAUAGACACUAAAAUGAUGGUCCAUCAUCACCAUCACGACCGCAGAGACUCGACGAAGAGCAAAAGGCGUCGUCGCGACCGGGUCAAUUUCACGUCAACUCCCUCGCCCGACUCGAUCCGCAAAUCUAAAGCCCAUCGGCUCUCAUCGAGGUCCCGGUCUCCCGAGCAGCAUCACCACCAUCAUCACCACCACCACCAUCACCAUCAUUCGCAUCACAAUCACCACAAUCACCACAGCCACUUGACCACGAUCCACGGCAGCCACUCAGCCGCUCACAUCUCCACCAUGUCAUCACCUCCCUCAAGUCCUUCAAUAGUUUCCCUUAAAAAAACUGCCUCAUUUUUCGAGCUUCACGAUAACUUGCCGCGUAUUAACAAUCCUCAGUGCUUGACUGACAGUAACAAUCAACCGGUACGCACUUAUUCGAAAGACAAAUUAAUACCGCAGACAAUUAUCGAGAAUUUAGAGGAACAAAUGCACGAAAAUCUCCAGCAGUCGCAACAUAAAAUAGCAGCUAAACAAUUUCCUAGCAGCAAUAAAAUUCAAAUAAUAAUUCCUAACCCAAAUGAAAUAGAGUCCAUACCGAUGGAAAUAAUUCCACCAAAGAGCCAGCAAUCAAAUGUUAGCAUGAAUAAGUUACUAAGUCCUGAAGAAAUAGAUCCAUCUGUUCAUAAAAGCCACAGCGAAGGUAGUCUAGGAAAAUUGAGUAAUAAAAAUCAUUUGCCAGUUACUAAAAUUACUAACAAUGCUAAUUUAACUGACCCGUGUGUGCCUUGCCCGCCUGUCUGUCUUAGACCAGCACAGCUGGAGAUCGAACCGGCAACAAGUCCCGUCCAUGGGGCAUCAGGACUUCCUGGGUCUGUUGGCACUAAAGUCACCAACUCACCGGCUGGAAAAAUUCCACUCCAUCGACGCUCCAGCGACUCUGACCUCAGCAUUACUCCUAAAGGAUUUUGUAAAUUCUUUCACAAACGUAAUUCAUUGGUCUGCAAUGACAAAACAACUGUUCAUAUGAAACCCUCGACUGCGAUCGUCAGAACAAUGAAUCAAGAUGCCUUGGAGAUGCUGGAGUAUCCAUUUAUUACUAUGCAACAUUAUCCCCCGGGUUUUGUAUUGAAUUUAGGGGGAUUAGUUAGUGCAAGAUCUGUAAAAUUAAUUGAUAGAAUAAGUAAUCUUGAAGAACCAGAAGGUCGCGAUGCUUGGUGGACGGAAAUAAGAAUGGAAGUACGAUCUCAUGCUCGUGCUUUAGGCUGCAAUGUUGUCCUGGGUUACAAAGAAGAAAUUAGUAUAUGUGAUGACGUGUGUGUUUUAAAUGCUUCUGGAACUGCCGCAGUGAUAAAUUUGCUCAAUACAAACCAAGAUCAAGAGAUUUUGCUCAACAAAAGCCAACAGCCAAUCACAAACACUGGGGAAGUUGAAAAAAAUAUGCACAAAUCUGUGUCGACAAAUAAAAAUGAAAAAAUAGAUGACUGUGUGAGUAACGGACAACAAAUACAAACAACCGGUCGUGUAAAACGUAUUUCCGAGAGCAAUGAUCAUGAAAUGCCGUCUAUGACGUUUCACAGCGCAUGCAGUCUGUGUCAUUUACCUUACAACAGUCGCAGUCUACCUCUCAAAGUUCAAAUGUCAAAGUGCGGUAUUUGCAAGCGCGCCAAAGUCCCUGACGUAUUGUUUACAACAAUAGAAUUGCCUGAGAACAUUCCGAUUACCGGAAGAGGUGUAUUUAUAGAAGCAACUGUUUGUAAAAUAAAACGGGAUGUUAGGGGUGAAUUGAAUGCUAAAGAAAUUUCUGACUGUUUGCCAUUUUUAGAGUAUGAAUUGCACAGUUUACUGAUUAAUAAACUAAAAUUGAAAGGGAUGAAUGCCGUUUUCGGCUUAAAAGUCCAAGUUGACAUUGGGGAGCGGCUCGUAAUCGGUGUGGCGAUUGGUACUGCAGUUUUCUUAACUGCAUUGCCUAGUCCGCAGGUGCCGCAAAUUGCAUCGGGUAAUUCCUGGCACAAAGAAGAACAAGUUGUAGAAAUGCAAAAAGCGUUAAUUGAAACCGCUAAAAAAAACCGUGAAAUUUAUCGUCUUAAGCCGUUAAUCGAUUUAGAAAAUGGAAGAUCAGUAGGAACAUCUGAUACUGAUGAAUCGGAAGAUGAAUUACCAGACUUUGAUUUGGGUACAAAAGACGCGUGUAUUCUUGAGAUAGAUGACGUUGAAGAUAUGGAUCGCAUUAAUUUACUGAUAGAAGAGAGUGCCCCAGAAGGAUUCAAUGUCGUUAAUAUUCAAACUAUUCCCGGACUAGAAGACUUAGAAAUAGUAAGAAAUUUACAAAUGUUUACACAAAUUUCGCGGACUAGGAUACCAAACACCCAGUUGACUUCCAUGCCGUCGACGCACUUAAACAAAAUUCUCCGAACGAUAUUUUUUAAAUUGCGGCGCAUGGUACCCUGUGCUUUGUGUGACCUGCAAUUCAAAGUAGCCAUCGCUGAGCAAGACGAACUCCAAAUUUCAGUCGUCGGAAUGGCUCUAGGUCUCGGCGAGCCGGUUAAAAUAAAUAAAUACAAGCGUAAAGCAAUCAACAGCUCAACCAGCCGUGAUUUAUUAACCAAAAAUGACGACUUGAUAUUUAAUCUCGACGAAGACCAGGCAGAGAACGCAAACUCUGAUUCGCCUGCCAACCAAUUAAUUACACCGGGGGUAGUUUCGUCACCAGUAGCCAAUCAAGCACAAAAAUCAAGAUCCAGGUCACCGUUCAGAACCAGAGUGCCCAGCCAACAUCGACAUAAACAUGUUCCUUUAAAGGAAAGAUACGGAGUAGACAUAACGCCUUUGUCUUACCUUCCGGGCGGGAGGAUUGAGCGGUACUUAGGAAAUUUAAAUUUCUUCUUCAUCAGAGAAAGUACGUCAAUCAGAGAGAACGGCGGACUAAGUGGGUUCACUCAUAGUUUUAUAACCGAAGUAUUGGCAAUUGUUCGCGCUCAUAUUACAGCAUUGGGUGGCAAUGCCAUGGUCGCCUUCUUCAUGACGCAAUGCGUACUCCUGCACAGCCCACACAAGAAUCAAGGACAAUGUUUAAUCAACGUGGGUGGAGAUGUUGUAUCAGUUUCAUACUUCGGUGACGAAAAACACAAUCAGAACUGCUGACAACACCCACCCUACUCGGCACCGCCGUAACUUUUGGUAGUUUAGCUCUCCCUUAAACUCUAUUGAGAUAAUAAUAAUUAAUAUUAAAUUAUUAAAUUCGCAAAAAAUUAUAAUUCCUCAUUAAUUACUAUUGUCAGGUAAAUUUUAAUGAUCAUUAAUCCAAUUAACGGCAAUCGAAAAUCUAAGCCGCAAAAAAAGUCAUGGGAAAAAAAGGUUCACUAAAAAAUUCUUUUUCAUUUUUAAUUUUUACAUAAAGUAAUUAAGUACUAGAAUAAUCGUAAAUGUGAUUGCAAUCCAUGACAAUAGAUGAAGUGAAAUUAUUUCGAUAGUAAUUAAUAAUUCUAGUCGCGUUGAUUAAUUAAUAAGUGGUUGGUUAAUAAGUUAUUAAAUGCCAUUAAAUUAUAGAUAUUUAAUUUAUUUAUUUAAAAAUGAUAUCUCUUUAAAAAUUUUUUAUAUAAUUGUAACGUUGAUAUUUUAUUUAAUCACGUCAAAGUCUUUUCGUUCAUUUAUUUGAUAGUGACAAAUUUAAUUUAUUUUUUAUUAAAAAAAAAAUAGAAUGAAAGUGACUCGAAAAUAAAUAUCAAUUUGUAAAUAAAAUCAAAAAUCGUAUUAUAAAUAAGGUGUUACAUAGAUACUGUGAUUUAUUAGUGCAAUAUAAAAUUUUGUGACACUUGCACAGAAAAUGGUUACACCAUAAAAGAUCCGAGGUCAUUUUAUUCGCGACUAAUUAUCCGGAUUUGUCUUUUUUUCGGCUAUUUAAUUACAGCCGAACUCUAUUAACUCGAAUUGUUAUUCUGCGGAGGGGCAGAAAUUUCAAGAAAUUUCUGAAUUAAUGGAUACCCUUUCUCUCUUAAUAAGUAAACUAUACGCAUGCGCUCUUACAUCUACAUUAAUAUUAUUAAUGUACAUUUAGCGCGCGGAUAAUAUGAACAUGGAUCUUUUAACGUGAUCAAAAAAAAAAUCUUACGUUGCCAAUUUGUAUAUAUAUAUGCCAAUGUAAUUAGCAAUAUAGUGAUUAGUAUGGGUAUGAAAAAAUA